Molecule: messenger RNA, 1493 nt
Organism: Exophiala xenobiotica
Lineage: Eukaryota; Fungi; Ascomycota; Eurotiomycetes; Chaetothyriales; Herpotrichiellaceae
Exons: 2
Coding region: 150-1310 (386 amino acids)
Biological process (GO): ubiquitin-dependent protein catabolic process
Cellular component (GO): proteasome regulatory particle, lid subcomplex; cytosol; nucleus
Molecular function (GO): structural molecule activity
Source: RefSeq, a predicted model, not a curated record
CUGAGCGGCGCGUCAAGUGCGCCUAAGUUACAACUUCAAUUCCAAUCCCCCCUCGACCAUACACGGCACAUUUUCCAUCUGACAUCCUCUCGCAGGGAUCUUAACAUUACAGCUAUCAUCCACCUUCAGUUCACCGUAUCAACGUCGUAAUGUCCGGACAGACCGAUCCGGAGGCCAUCUCCAACUUCCUUGCAGAGCAACGAGACGAAGCACCCACCGAAUUGCAACAUAUCUUCCUGACAUUCGAAGAUUUGUGGGAAAGAAAGCUAUGGCAUCAGUUGACCGACACUCUGUUAGAAUACUUUUCCAACCCAGAAAGCACGGCGCAAAGAUUACCAAUCUACAACACAUUCAUCAUCAGCUUCGCCGACAAGAUCAAUCAGCUUAAACUAGUCAAAUUGGCCUUGGGUGCUUCCGCGCAAAUCAAAGACGACACCGAGCGAAGCCAGUUCCUCAAAACCCUUGCAUCAAGAGUGGACAAGCCCGACUCUGAAGAAGCCCACGUCUACACGAUCACGGAACUCGGCAGUGUCUAUCUACGAUUAGGUGAAAAGUCAAAAGCUAGGGAACAGCUGGACAAAGCGCAGAAGACUCUCGAUCAAUUCGACUUUGUGGAAAAUGUUGUCCAUGCUGCCUUCUACCGUGUCAAUGCCGACUAUUCCAAAGCUGAGGGCGACUACACCUCCUACUACCGCAAUUCCCUCCUGUAUCUUGCCUGCAUAGAAGAUUCGGACUUGACGCCAGAGCAACGGCAACAUAGAGCAUACGACUUGGCAAUUGCUGCCCUUGUCUCGGAUACCAUCUACAAUUUCGGAGAACUAUUACUGCACCCCAUCCUGGACGUCUUGAAACCGCCUCAUCCGCAAUCAUGGCUACGCGAACUGCUGUUUGCUUUUAACCGCGGAGACUUGGCAGCCUUUGAUCGGAUGUCGAACAAUUUGAGCAAGAACGAGAUAUUGGAAUCCCAUCGUCUAUUCUUGUGGCAGAAGAUCAACCUUGCUGCACUUACGGAGCUGGUAUUCAAGCGGCCGCCACAUGAUCGCGCCAUGACCUUCAAGACAAUCAGCCAAGAAACAAAUGUCAAGCCGGAUGAAAUUGAACACCUGAUCAUGAAGGCUUUGAGCUUGGGAUUACUGAGGGGAAAGAUUGAUCAAGUCGCCGGUAUCGCAAAGAUCAACUGGGUGCAGCCCAAGGUUUUGGAGCGAACUCAGAUCGAGGGCAUGCGGCAGCGACUAAAGGAGUGGGAUAGCAAUGUCAAUGACCUGGGUCACUGGAUAGAAGGCGUUGGUAAGGAUGUAUGGGCAUCCUAAAAGGAUCCUCGCCUCCGCAUAGCAUAGCAAUGGCGUUAUGGCGCAGGUCAGUCGCAGAACCACCAACCAUUAGCCUCGUUUACGUCGAAGAUGUAUCGUAGGAGAGCCCUCUUACAUGAGCUCUAUCUAGUUUGUUGAGUUGCAGGUACAUGUUCAACAAAAAUUGCACUGCUUUUAAUCGUG